This is a messenger RNA of Phyllotreta striolata, 1252 nucleotides long. The record is from the annotation of a GenBank genome assembly. NCBI's taxonomy places the organism in Eukaryota, Metazoa, Arthropoda, Insecta, Coleoptera, Chrysomelidae.
GUUGAAAACUAAUGAUGGAUUUAUUUUUGUAUCUUUUCGGAUUAUUUUUUCUAUGCAAUCGAGUUAAAGGUCUCAGCGAAGAAAUGCAGGAAUUGGCAGAUAUGCUGCACAAUACGUGUGUUGAAGAAACAGGAGCCAUUGAAGACGACAUAUUUAAUGCUAGAAAUGGUAUUUUUGCAAACAAAGAAGAAUUUAAAUGUUACAUAAAAUGUAUAAUGGCGCAGAUGGCUUGUAUAGAUGACGAUGGUACAAUUGAUGAAGAAGCAACCAUAGCUGUUUUGCCAGAAGAAUAUCGCGAUAAAGCUGCACCAGUUAUUAAAAAGUGCGGUACAAAACAAGGGAAUUCUCCUUGCGAAAACGCUUGGUUAACACAUCAAUGCUACUACACAGAAGCUCCAGAUGAUUACCUACUUAUAUGAAGUCGCCGGAGCGAAUAUUGAAUGCGCCAGUAAUUAUAAAUUGAAUUUAUUUUGUAACCGUCGGUUUUUUGUAGAUAUUGUUCGUGCAAUCAAUGUAUUGCGGGUUCAAUCAAUAUUGGUUAACCUAAUUGCCACAUUUAAAAUUCUUUCACUUUUAGUACACCUAAAACUUUUUUUGAGAAACAAUUAUUAACUAGAAGCGAUACAGGGGAGUAUUUUUGAUAUUUUUUUGUUUGCAUUUGCGAAAUAAACGAAUAUAAUUGAUUGUGAUUCGAAGGCUUAGGCUACGCAAUUGCAUCGAAAUGUUGACAAGGAACCAACUAUUUUUUGUUUAUUUUGACUUUUGACUUUUAGGCUGAGUAUUAAGUCCACAUUAGAUGAUACAAUUUCGUCAACUAUUUUAUCGAUCUAAUUACAGUUUGUUCUAUAUUUUAUAAGUUGCAGCGCAAAUAGGAUUUUUCAUUAAUUUAACUCAAAUAUGAAGAUUUGUAGGAUCAUGCAAACAAUCGUUUUCUUAGUUCGACCAUACAUGCACUUCAAUGUCACAAAAUAAUGAGACAUUUCACAAGUAAAGCUUUCGCUUCUUGUUAAUAACAUAUUUUUUGCUCUUAUUAAAAAUAUUGCGAUACUUACCAAAUUAAUGAAUGUAUUUAUUGUUUAUAGAUAGAAACAUUAGUUUGUUAAAUAAGGAGGUCGUUUAAAAGUACGUUCUUUACCUAUAAUAAAAUAGGCUUGUCGAAAUUAUGCGUGACUUAUUGCGGAUAAUGAUUGAAAAAAAUUGCAUGUAAAUUGUAAAAUAUAACGAAAGUAGUAUGAUUAAUUUUGUAAAUCUA